AUGAGAGUUGGUCAUCUGUCUAGCGAGAGCGAGACUUUCUCAGAGCCAUGUCAUCAUAAUUCCAUCCGCUCAUCUCUAUCUCAAACCAUCAAAAUACCUAAGGGACCAGCGGCAAUGAUGAGAGUUUGCCCGUCUGCUUCUGAUGAGGAGGCUCCACGACGGUCGAAUCCGGCCCGGUCUAGCACUCUUAGCACAAAUAGGUCUUUCGUGAAUGGAGCAACUACUGAGCCAAUUAUAGAAGAGAGAAGCUAUACGAGUGGUGAUAAGGAAUUUCCGAAGAAUUCAAAACACCAUGACACUGUGAGCACACCUCUCGCCCACCUCAAUUGUCCUCAAGAAGCAACUGCGACAUUGAGUAAAAGGCAAAUGCCUGGUGAUAAAUGUAAUAGCUUAGCAAACCCCAAUCAUCACCACGCCACAGACUCACCACUCCCUUCCCCGAGAAAGAAUUACGAAAAAUCCAUACAGCGGAGAAGAAAACACAUUUGA
This is a messenger RNA of Botrytis byssoidea, 489 nucleotides long. RefSeq lists its product as uncharacterized. The transcript has a single exon. The coding region runs from base 1 to 489 and encodes 162 amino acids. The record is from RefSeq and is a predicted model, not a curated record. NCBI's taxonomy places the organism in Eukaryota, Fungi, Ascomycota, Leotiomycetes, Helotiales, Sclerotiniaceae.